Carica papaya (papaya) is the source of this 1419-nucleotide messenger RNA. RefSeq names its product putative polygalacturonase. The record is from RefSeq and is a predicted model, not a curated record. Gene Ontology annotation, molecular function: polygalacturonase activity. Gene Ontology annotation, biological process: carbohydrate metabolic process. Lineage: Eukaryota; Viridiplantae; Streptophyta; Magnoliopsida; Brassicales; Caricaceae.
AUGGAGUUAGUGGGUAUCAAGCAUCAAAACUUCCAUAUCACUGAAAUACUGUUUGGCGUAUUGGUGCUGGGAUUCUUGAAUUUACGAACGGUGCAAUGUGGAUCAGAUAAAAAUUUGCAGGGCAUUGAAUAUUCGGCUUUGAGUUGCCGUAAACAUACUGCUUCUUUGGUGGAUUUCGGCGGUGUUCCUGAUGGAAAAACCUCUAAUACAAAAGCGUUUAAAGCUGCUAUCGACAAACUCAGUACUUUGGCCGGAGAUGGUGGAGCUCAGCUCGUUGUUCCUCCUGGAAAGUGGUUGACUGGUAGUUUUAAUCUUACUAGUCACUUUACACUUUUCAUCCAACAAGGUGCCACCCUUCUCGCAUCUCAGGAUGAAUCAGGAUGGCCUCUUCUUCCUGCGUUGCCCUCUUACGGUGACAAAAGUUCUCCAGGAAGAUACAGUAGUCUCAUUUAUGGAACAAAUCUUACAGACGUGAUAAUUACAGGUAACAAUGGGACCAUUGAUGGGCAAGGCAAACCUUGGUGGGAAAAGUAUAAAAAGGGUGAAUUUAAAAACACCCGUCCAUGUCUGAUUGAGAUCGUGUACUCUGAUCAUGUCCAGAUUUCUAAUGUAACUCUGAUAGAUUCACCUGCAUGGAAUGUGCAUCCGGUUUACAGCAGCAAUAUCCUAAUCCAAGGAGUCACAAUUCUUGCACCAAUUGAUUCUGAAAAUACAGAUGGGAUUAAUCCAGAUUCUUGCACAAACACUAGAAUUGAAGAUUGCUUCGUAGUCUCAGCAGAUGAUUGCGUUGCCGUUAAGAGUGGUAUUGAUCAGUUUGGAAUAAAAUUUGGAAUGCCAACCCAACAACUGAUCAUCAGAAGGCUCGCAUGCAUUUCGCCACGCAGUGCUGCAAUCGCUCUUGGCAGCGAGAUGUCUGGAGGAGUCAAAGAUGUCAGAGCUGAAGACAUCGUAGCAAUCAACACAGAAUCUGGUGUUAGAAUUAAGACAGCCAUUGGAAGAGGAGGCUACGUUAAGGACAUAUUUGUAAGGAGAAUGACAUUGAAGACCAUGAAGUAUGUGUUUUGGAUGGCAGGCGACUAUAAGUCACACCCGAGUCCUGGUUUUGAUCCGCAUGCUCUUCCUAAAAUCGAAAACAUAAACUACAACGAUAUAACGGCCGAAAAUGUCACACUUUCGGCUAGCCUCGAGGGAAUUCAACAAGAUCCUUUUGCUGGAAUAUGUAUUUCUAAUGCGGAGAUUGGCUUGAGCGAAAAAGCAAAGAAGUUGCAAUGGGAUUGCAGUGAUGUGGCUGGAGUUACGAGCCGGGUUACGCCCAAAGCUUGCACUUUGCUGCCAGAAAAGGAACAACCUAUGGAUUGUCCUUUCCCAGAUGAUAAACUACCAAUUGAGGAUAUUCCGCUGCAAAAAUGUACAAUAUAG